CUGUCAUCUGUGAGGACGACUCUUCUCUGGCUUUUCUUAUCCCCAACAGUUGUUUGUCAUGAAAGGACCCACUCUCAUGCCGAGGACGAGCUCUUCAAAAAACUGUUUGUUGGUUACAACAAGUGGUCCAGACCUGUGCCGAACAUCUCGGACGUGGUCAUUGUCAAGUUUGGCCUCUCCAUAGCACAGCUCAUCGAUGUGGAUGAGAAGAACCAAAUGAUGACAACCAAUGUAUGGCUUAAACAGGAGUGGAACGACUAUAAGCUUCGCUGGAGACCAUCCGACUAUGAUAACGUGACAUCCAUCAGAGUGCCCUCCGAUCUCAUAUGGGUACCGGAUAUUGUCCUCUACAACAAUGCUGAUGGUGAAUUCGCUGUUACACACAUGACCAAAGCUCACCUAUUCUACACCGGCAAAAUUCGCUGGGUCCCCCCAGCGAUCUACAAGAGCUCCUGCAGCAUUGACGUCACUUUCUUCCCCUUCGAUCAGCAGAACUGCAAGAUGAAGUUUGGUUCCUGGACCUAUGACAAGGCCAAGAUUGACCUGGAGCGAAUUGAGAACACUGUGGACCUCAACAACUACUGGGAGAGUGGUGAGUGGGCCAUUAUCAAUGCCGUGGGCACAUACAACACCAAGAAAUACGACUGCUGCCAUGAGAUCUACCCGGACAUCACCUACUUCUUCAUCAUCCGGAGGCUCCCACUUUUCUACACCAUCAACCUCAUCAUCCCCUGCCUCCUGAUCUCCUGCCUGACCGUCCUGGUCUUUUACCUGCCCUCAGAUUGUGGCGAGAAGAUCACCCUGUGCAUCUCGGUGCUGCUGUCCCUCACCGUGUUCCUCCUCCUCAUCACCGAGAUCAUACCAUCCACGUCACUCGUCAUCCCGCUCAUCGGCGAGUACCUCCUCUUCACUAUGAUUUUUGUCACCCUCUCCAUAGUCAUCACGGUUUUUGUGCUCAACGUGCACCACCGAUCCCCCGGCACUCACAAGAUGCCCCGUUGGGUGCACACAGUGUUCCUGGACCUGAUCCCGCGCUGGCUGUUGAUGCGGCGACCCGCGCCAGAUGGACGGCGCCGCAGGCUGCUGUUUCUCCAGCAGGAGGCGGCGGCAGAAAGGCGGCAAGGCCAGGCAGCUGGGAAGCAACCGGGCAACUGCCUCAGUACGUCUGCCAACUGGCUAAGAGACGAGACUGCAAUGGAGGACACCGAGAGACGCUGCUACGAGGACUUGGAGCUGGGAACGCUGGCAUCAUAUUUCUCCUUCCGCCCACCUUCACCCAGACCCCCUGGCUCGACUCCUCCAGGGCAACAGAAGAACUCGCACAACCCCCAGAGUCGCCAGGAGGGGGUCAGUGGAGGGAAGAACAGAGUGUCGACAGGAGGAAGAUCGAAUCUUACCCAACAGCCGAAUAAAGUGGACAAUAUGUCUUCAGAGUCAUCGUUUCUUCUCUCAGCAAGUGUUAUACGUGCUCUUGAAGGGGUGCACUAUAUUGCGGACCACCUGAGAGCAGAGGACGCAGAUUUUAGCGUAAAAGAGGACUGGAAAUAUGUUGCCAUGGUGAUUGACCGCAUCUUCCUGUGGAUGUUCAUUAUUGUGUGCCUGCUUGGCACCAUAGGACUCUUCCUACCACCUUGGCUUGCUGGCAUGAUUUAA
Messenger RNA from Lampris incognitus (smalleye Pacific opah), 1653 nucleotides. RefSeq names its product cholinergic receptor, nicotinic, alpha 2b (neuronal) (gene chrna2b). Gene Ontology annotation, biological process: regulation of membrane potential; monoatomic ion transmembrane transport; nervous system process. Gene Ontology annotation, cellular component: synapse; postsynaptic membrane; neuron projection. NCBI's taxonomy places the organism in Eukaryota, Metazoa, Chordata, Actinopteri, Lampriformes, Lampridae. The transcript has 6 exons. The coding region runs from base 217 to 1653 and encodes 478 amino acids. Gene Ontology annotation, molecular function: transmembrane signaling receptor activity; acetylcholine-gated monoatomic cation-selective channel activity. The record is from RefSeq and is a predicted model, not a curated record.